Messenger RNA from Aureobasidium musti, 1692 nucleotides. The record is from the annotation of a GenBank genome assembly. NCBI's taxonomy places the organism in Eukaryota, Fungi, Ascomycota, Dothideomycetes, Dothideales, Saccotheciaceae.
GGCAUCAUGUCUGCUGUCGAACACGAUGAACGCUCAAGCAUUACGAACAUGGAGGACAAGUCUUCGCUGCCAUACUCGCCGAGCCACGACGACCUCUCACCUGGUGGAGAAUUCGAACCUGACUUGCGCUUUCGUUUGGCUUGGGUAUCGCUACUCAUUGUUGUCCUGAUGGCGGCUUUGGAUGCCACUUCGCUCUCUGUCGCACUAGCAAAAAUUGCUCAUGUGCUGAACGGCUCAGCCAUCGAGAGUUUCUGGGCCGGCACCUCGUUUCUCUUAACCAGCACAGUCUUCCAACCUGUCUUUGGCUCCAUCAGCGGUCUCUUUGGCCGAAAGCCAUUGCUGUACGUCUCUUUGGUUCUGUUCUUCAUUGGUGCUAUCGUCGCAUCGGUCGCGCCGAGGGGCCACGGGAUGGCCGUGCUGCUGGCUGGCCGCAGCAUUCAAGGUAUCGGUGGCGGCGGUAUCAUCGUCCUGAGUGAGAUCAUUCCGACGGAUCUGGUACCUCUGAAGGUGCGAGGCAACUAUAUGAGCAUGGUCGGUGCUAUGUGGGCUAUAGGCAGCGUGUCCGGCCCUCUGAUGGGGGGAGGAUUUGCUACCAAUGACACUAACUGGCGCUGGAUCUUCCGGAUCAACAUUCCAUUUGUUGUCAUAGGUGGUCUGAUGAUCACUCUCUUCUUGAAGCUCAACAAAAUCUCUGGCACGACAUUGGACAAGCUCAGACGGAUCGACUACUUGGGUAUCGUCGUCUUUGUGGCAUCUGUCACAAGCUUUUUGAUCCCGUUAACCUGGGGAGGCGUCAUGUACGAAUGGUCCAGCUGGCGAGUACUGAUACCCCUCUUGGUUGGAGCUGCCGGCCUUGUGUUCUUUGUCGUCUGGGAAGAAAAGUUUGCUGUCGGGCCUUUCAUACCUCUCGUCAUUGUCAAGUCAGUUAACAACGCUGCUGUCUAUCUCGGCACUUUCCUGCACGGCAUGAUCUUGUGGUGCAUGCUCUACUACCAGCCGCUGUAUUUUGAGGCAGUCAAGGGAUACAGUCCGAUUUUAUCUGGCGUUGCACUCUUCCCAGCAACAUUCACUAUCGCACCAGCCAGUAUGGUUGUUGGAAUCCUCGUGACUAAGACAGGCCGGUAUCGAUGGUCUAUCUGGGGUGGCUUUUUCUUCGCCACACUCGGCUUUGGCCUCCAGUAUAUGUUGGCUCCCGAUACGCCGACGGUGGCAUGGGUCUUCUACUCGAUCAUCACGGGUGUCGGUACGGGCCUUUUAUUUCCUGGACUAAUGUUCGGCGUUCAGGCUGCCACAGACGAAUCCAUUGUCGCUCCGGCCAUGACGCUGUUCACGUUCCUGCGCACUUUUGGUCAGGCAGUUGGAGUUGCAAUUGGCGGCGUGAUCUUCCAGAACGAGCUCAAGAAGCAAAUUAUGAGUCAUGCGUUGAUUGCGGCAAACGCAUCAGAAUGGGCGAACAACUCGAGCGCCUUGGUGGAGAUUCUCGGCCACAUGCAAGAAGGGCCAGCCAAGGCAGCGCUCGUUCAGAGCUAUGCUGAUGCGCUCAAAGUUGUCUGGGUAACUUGCUGUGCACUGGCUGGGGCAGGUCUCGUUGCAAGUUUCUUCAUCAAAGGUCACUCUAUUGACCGUGAUCUGAAGUCGGAGCAGCAAUUCGCUAGCAAGGAUAAGAAGGUCACACUGACUCAAGACGUGUAG